AGGUUCGUUGCUGAGAUGGCUUGGGGGGCAGCUGGGAGCCCUGAUUUGGAGGGUUCGGGUCACCCCUGCAGCCCGCUCAGCGUUAGGAGUGGGGGCUUUGUGGGACACCCCGCCGCCCCCCUUUCCCAUGGGGUUGGGUUAUGCGUCGUUACGCCGCGCUGCUCGCUGCCCCCUCGCUGCCCCCCAGCACGGGGUCACCGUGCCAACAUCUGCAACGCUGUGGGCAUCCCCUGCCCCACAGCCCACGCAGCCGCCCCGCUGUCGCCGCGUCCUGACCCCAUCCGCGCCGCAACCCGAGGUCCGGACACACGAAUCAAUGAAUUCCCCAAACGGGGAGGUCCGGGGGAGGGGAGAAUCCCGGCACAGGAAAAAGCUCUGAACUGGGCGAGCCGCGGGCAGAGCGGUCCGGGCCGCCCCACAGCGCGGCCCUACGCGCGACCCCAUCUCCUGGCACACAGCUCCGCCGCCCACCCUCUGCCCUUCUGCCCCAUGUUCCGUUCUCGCCGCGCCGCGCUGCUGAGGCGGCUGUGGCGACAGCGCUGCCCGACCCCCGGCCCCGAGGAGGGUCCCGGUGCCCUGAAACCCGCGGCGCACGCCCUGUUCAAGAAGCUGAAGGACGAGGAGCUGGAGCUGCUGCUGCAGGCGGUGGAGAGCCGCGGUGCCUGGGAGUCCGGCUGCGUCUGGGUGCCGCGGGGGGCCAAGCAGGCGCUGCCCCCCCAGGUGCUGCUGUGCCGCCUGUUCCGCUGGCCCGACCUGCGGCAGCCCCAUGAGCUCAAGCAUCUCUGCUACUGCCAGAGCGCGGGGGGCCGGGGCGGCUGCGGGGAUGCGGCCGCGCUCUGCUGCAACCCCCAUCACUUCAGCCGUCUGGCUGCGCCCGAGACCCCUCCACCCCCCUACUCGAAGUCCAUCAGCCCCUCCUGGCCAGCUGAGCCCAAGUCCCCCCAGCUCCUGGACUUCAGCUGCAACCACGCGGAGCGGCGCGACACCAGCAUCUCUCGGAGCGCGGCACGGGACGGCUGCUGGUGCAAACUGGCGUACUGGGAGCACCGGACACGCGUGGGUCGCCUCUACGCCGUGCACGAAGCGUCGGUGAACGUCUUCAGCGAGCUGCCGCGGGGCAGCGGGUUCUGCCUGGGCCAACUGCCCGCCGUGCACCGCAGCCGCGCCGUGCGCAGCGCCAGGGGGAAGAUUGGGAGGGGGCUGCUGCUGAGCCGGGAGCUGAGCGCCGUCUGGGCGUACAACCGAAGCGAGCAUCCCAUCUUUGUCAGCUCGCCCACCCUGGGCCCGCCUGGAGCCCACGGGCUCGCCGUGCUCAAAGUGCUGCCAGGGUAUUCGGCGAAGGUGUUCGACUACGAGAGGGCGGGGGGGAUGGGGGCCGGGGGGUGGCGGAAUGGGGAUGGGCCUUGCGACCCCCAUAGUGUCCGGAUCAGCUUUGGGAAGGGCUGGGGGCCGUGCUACUCGAGGCAGUUCAUCACCUCGUGCCCUUGCUGGCUGGAGGUGCUGCUGGCACAGCCCUGCUGAGAGGCCGUUGGGGUGGCACGGCCCCCAUCUAUGGGCCCCUGCGUUCCCACGGGACCCCCAACCCCCCUUCCCAAAGCCCGGGUGUGGGGCUGGGGCAGGGCGUUAUUUAAUCUCUCUUUGGUUAUUAUGAUUUCCGUGGUUACGUUGCAUGUUUAAUUUAUGUUAUUUGUGUAAAAGGGUGAAAAGGAGGAAGUUGAAGUUGAGGAGGGUGGGAGUGCAGGGAAUGCGAGGGUCUAUAGGGGGCAGCUCCUGAGCAGGGGGUGAGCGGGGGGGUGGGAUGGGCACAGCUGGAACGAAGGGGGUGAGCACAGCUGGAAUAGGGCUGAGCAGAGCAGGAAUCGGAGGUGAGCACGGCUGGAAUGAGGGGUGAGCAGAGGUGGAAUGAGGUGGGCACAACCGGAAUGAGGAAGGAAAGCUGAGGAAUGGAGGAAAUCACAGCUGGAAUGGGGAACUGAUGGAGUGAGGGGUGAGAACAGCUGGAAUGAGGGGUGAGCACAGCUGGAAUGAGGGGUGAGCACAGCUGGAAUGGGGAAUUGAUUGAAUGAGGGGUGAGAACGGCUGGAAUGAGGGGUGAGCACAGGUGGAAUGGGGAACUGAUGGAGUGAGGGGUGAGCACAGCUGGAAUAGGGGGUGAGCACAGCUGGAAUAGGGGGUGAGCACAGCUGGAAUAGGGGGUGAGCACAGCUGGAAUGAGGUGGGAACGGCUGGAAUGGGGAAUUGAUGGAAGGUGGGAUGAGAACAGCUGGAAUGGGGGCGGGCACAGCUGGAACGAGAGGUAAGUACAGCUGGAGGAGGGGGCAGAAACGCACAUCCGAGGCGGUGCAGGUGA
Molecule: messenger RNA, 2350 nt
Organism: Tympanuchus pallidicinctus (lesser prairie-chicken)
Lineage: Eukaryota; Metazoa; Chordata; Aves; Galliformes; Phasianidae
Product: mothers against decapentaplegic homolog 6-like
Exons: 5
Coding region: 16-1521 (501 amino acids)
Biological process (GO): anatomical structure morphogenesis; BMP signaling pathway; transforming growth factor beta receptor signaling pathway
Cellular component (GO): heteromeric SMAD protein complex
Molecular function (GO): transcription regulator inhibitor activity; I-SMAD binding
Source: RefSeq, a predicted model, not a curated record